This is a messenger RNA of Caenorhabditis elegans, 529 nucleotides long. RefSeq names its product Chlorophyll a-b binding protein, chloroplastic (gene F28A12.10). The coding region runs from base 149 to 475 and encodes 108 amino acids. The transcript has 2 exons. The record is from RefSeq and is marked reviewed. Lineage: Eukaryota; Metazoa; Nematoda; Chromadorea; Rhabditida; Rhabditidae.
UCUCUCUCAUAAAAAUAUUGAUGAUUUAAACUAUAGUUGACUAAAAAAUUCCAGAAUAAUUUGUCCCCUUUGGAAAGCAUUUCCUGUUGUACCUUUUUCCAAUUUCCUUUCAAUUAUCAAUGCAAUAACCUCAAGUUUUCAUAUCCUUAUGGCUUUUCAAACUGCAUCCGGUUGCAUUUUCAAUAACCGUUUUCAAAAUUUUGAAUCAAUUCCAUUUCAUUCUGGUAUAGCACCUGGACGUCGAACAAGAAUGAAUUCAAUUUUCUGUUGUUUCAACUCAAAACAAGCAGAAUGGCUUGCCCCAAUAAUAAUGAGUCAACCUGUUCCAUUUUCAACACCGCCGAGACCUGGAUUCAAAGUUGCACCGGAACCUCCUGAAGGAAAGGGACCAUCGAUAAUUUAUGAAGACGGUUUUACAAAAAACGAUGUUCCGGUUGGAUUUUAUGUUUCUGAUUUAUCAGGACAAGAUAUUUAAUCAUUAGAGUAAUUUGAAAGAAAUAAUAAAAAAAAUGUUUUUGAAAUGUUGUUU